UGUCAGGUUACGUCCUGCACGGUGUCCCUGAGUAGUUGCGACGAGUGUGGUCCUACUGGCGCCUGUCAUGGUAGCAAAUGAGUUUCCAUGGGGUAGCCUUUAGGAUGGAUGCUCAUCUUUUCGGGCUGAAAACGCACUUGUCACUAUGCGGUUACUCUUGGCCUGGGUGUCGGGUUACGUCCUGCACGGUGUCCCUGAGUAGUUGCGACGAGUGUGGUCUUACUGGCGCCUGUCAUGGUAGCAAUUGAGUUCCCAUGGGGUAGUCUUUAGGAUGGAUGCUCACCUUCUUCCUUUGUGACAUUCAAAUGACCACCAUAACUGUGAUGCCAUGCUAAUUGACUUUUAUUUUUUAUUUUUUAUUUUUAUUUUUUCUUAUCUAGAUUAUCCUCUGCUGACCUUUACACAACCCUGGUGCCCUUUACUACAUGUACAGUGGCCGGACAAAAUAUAUUUUUCUACGGAAUAGAAUACUAAAUGGAUUAAGCCAAUUUCCGUAAGUUAUAGCAUGUCGUACCUAUCAUACAACCUUGAAGCUAUACCAACACUACUUUUUAUGCUAACACUUCCAACUCCAACUAACCGACAUAGCGGCGAGCUUGCAUCUGCAGCAGCGAGAGAUGUUCGCCUGUAUGUAGAGAGUACACAUGAUGUGACCACGAAAUCACUGCAGAGUAG
Lobosporangium transversale is the source of this 675-nucleotide messenger RNA. RefSeq lists its product as hypothetical. NCBI's taxonomy places the organism in Eukaryota, Fungi, Mortierellomycota, Mortierellomycetes, Mortierellales, Mortierellaceae. The record is from RefSeq and is a predicted model, not a curated record. Bases 78 to 248 code for a protein of 56 amino acids. The transcript has a single exon.